This is a messenger RNA of Dothidotthia symphoricarpi CBS 119687, 969 nucleotides long. Its product is annotated as carbohydrate esterase family 5 protein. Bases 1 to 969 code for a protein of 322 amino acids. Gene Ontology annotation, molecular function: hydrolase activity. The transcript has 3 exons. NCBI's taxonomy places the organism in Eukaryota, Fungi, Ascomycota, Dothideomycetes, Pleosporales, Dothidotthiaceae. The record is from RefSeq and is a predicted model, not a curated record.
AUGAAGCUCGCGAUUCUGACGCUCGUCUCACUUUCCUCAAUCGUCCUCGCACAAGAACGCUGUGACGCACCAUACCCAACGGUGUACUGUAAUACGACUGAGAUUCUCGCAUACGAGUCCUCCGACUGCCGCCCCUACCACGUUUUCAUAGCACGCGGCUCAGACGAGCCGUACCCCGGACGCCAGGGAAACAUCACCAAGGAGAUUUGCGCGGCGAUUGGAAGCGACGAUUGCGGUUUUGAAAACAUCCAGUAUCCGGCCAAGAGCACGGCGUGGGGGGUGGACGAGUGGUGCAAGUCUGCUGCGCAAGGAGCAAAGAACGGACAGGCGCAGAUGACAGCGUACGCAGCGAAGUGCCCAGACAGCAAGUUGAUACUAUUGGGGUACUCGCAGGGUGCGAGUGUUGCGCAGGAUAUCUUGGGUGGUGGGGGUGGUGCUAUAUUCUCGUGUGAACAGGCUGUAAAUCCAGCGUUGGAUCGUUCCACCGCACCGGGCUCCAACAUCGUCGCAGCUGUUACGUUUGGCGCAGUAGCCCGCGCUCGUAACCAGAACUUCACCAUUGGCGAUGGAAAACCAUACGAUGGCAGGCGCGCCCGUACAACCGAGCAAAUCGCGGCCCUUAGAAAAUUUGCCGGCGUUUUUGUAGAGUACUGCCACUACAGUGAUCCUAUGUGCGCCCCUGCGAGCUUGCCUCAGGACGUCAUGGUGCAUCUGAACUACUUUGUUGAGCACAACGAGGAGGCUGUGAAAUGGGUUGUCGACAUGGCCAAGCGUGGAGUAAACGAUGCAGUUGCAUCUAGUACUUCAACGAAGUCGGCGAAGUCCACCAGCUCUGCAAAAUCAUCGGCGUCCACGUCAGCAUCAGCAUCAGCAUCAGCGUCAACGACAGGAAGCUCCAAGGCACAGACUGCACAGAGUGGCACUGCAACCACAACUGAUUCUACUCUAUCAAAAUACCCAGCACCAUAA